AUGUUGAAAAUACUGUCAUCUAGUAUCUGUGUGUUUUUUAUCAACGCCUAUACGAGAAGUGUGUUUAGAGUGUGGGAUAUACAGACCCUUUCGCUGCUGCAGAUCUUCCACGAUAGUCAGGGGAAGGCUGGAGAAAUGCAGAUCUAUGCCAUGAUAUUUGACAAUAACCAUGGCACGCUUAUUACAGGGUCAUCAGUCAUUGAUAUUUAUCCUCUAACCCGGAUGAUACAAGACACCAAACAGGUUCCACAAACGCAUGAAAGAAACAUCAACGUACUGGCUUACAACAGGGCUUUUCACCAAGUUCUCACUAUCUGUGCUGAAUCUAUUGUGAAGGUCUGGGAGCUAGAAUCCGGGCACCAAAUCUACCAGAUUGAAGAUGCCCAUGGGCCUAAUAUUGAAGUGACCUGUGCAGCAAUUGAUAAAAAUGGGUUUCACCUUGCUACAGGAGCCUGUGAUGGAACAUUGAAAAUCUGGGAUUUUGGAAGUGGGCAAGAAAUUAAAGCUUUGCCUGUAGCAAAUGAUAGCAAAGAUGAUGAGCAGUGGCUGCUGCAGCUAGUUUAUCUGAAGGCUAGUGAGAGUCGGCAUGUGAUCCUGGCUUUGGAGCACAGUGGGGAGAUCAAAAUCAUUCAGGGUAAUGAAGGUGAACCUCAUCUGACUGUUACAUGGGAGCUCCCUGAGGCUGUGUCACUUAUUCUGCAAGAGAAUCCAGUUAUGUCUCUAUGGCUGAAACCCAAUGCCAGGAAAACAAAUGGAUUUUUUCCAGAUGUUCAGCUGUUGUCUGACAAAGGUCCUAAGAGAAAUAACGAAACCCAGAAUUUACCACUGGGUGAAGAAAUGAAGUGCUUUGAUGUGUUAAAAGUAGAAGGAUACAGUUUGAUAGCUACUGGAAAUGCACAUGGUGCAAUAACCUUGUGGGAUUUUGAAUCUGCCACUGUCAGAUACUUGGAUAAAACUUAUCAGGCUGGUCAAAAUGCUGUCGCUCAAGUAUCUGGAGUCAAUGCCGUGCUAUUCCUUUUCCGGAGUGCUUUCUUUUCCAGUCUCUCCUCCUCCACCACUUCAUCCCUUGUAAGUGAUAUGACAGCCACACAGGGUACAGAAGGCAGCCACGUGAGUCUAAACAAGGAAGAUGUAAACAAUGGAGAGUCUUCAGCAACAGUAGAAGGGGAAGGGACAACCAACGAGAAGGAUGUGCAACCCUCUGACACCAAAAAAUCAGCCUCUGGCUUCUCCAGAAUCAUAGCUGGACAUACAUGCUCACCAAUCCUGGCAUCUGCUCAUGAAAAUGGCUGUGUCUAUCUAUGGAGCAUUGGGGGAGAUUUACUGAGAGAGGUUUUGCCCUUCACAAAGCAUCCUGCAAUUCCUCUGACUGCUCUGUGCACCGAUAUCUCUGCUAAAAUGCUUUUAGCAGCCACCAAGGAGGGGCAUAUUAUGCGCUGGAAUACUGGCUCAUUCCUAGAAGAUCCACAAGAUGAAAAUAAGCAAAUAAAGCAGCAGCUCUACUGGCGAGCUCAUUCCACCAAAGUGGUCAGCCUAUUCUACGAGGAGGAGAAAAACCUGGUAGUGACAGCCUCUGUGGAUGGUUCUGUCAGGCUCUGGCAUGCACCAAAUGGACACUAUGUUGGUUACUUCGGACAGCGCAGGGUGUUUGAAUUAUCAGAAUCCAGUGAUUUGAUUUUGCCCUGUGAUGUUAAUGAAUUUCCCGUUCUAAUCAAGGAAGACAGCAAGUACAUGGAAAAGAAGCAGAAGUUUGAAUAUCCUCUAAUACUGGACAGGAAGAAGUGGAAAUCAUUGACCAAAUCAUCCUUACUUUCAAAAAAGCCUAGACCCUUUGAAGUGGAUCAGGAUUUCAAGUUUUUCAAAGCUCUAGCUUCUCCUAAGGUUAAUAGACAACCUUUGGAAAGUUUCAAGUCAGGAAACAAAGAGGCUGGUGUUGUGUUUGGGUCUAUACCUAUAUACAAGGUUCUCAGUCUAACAAGUCACAAACCUCUCCACCAGUUGGGGUCAAAAGAGAAGCAAGACUCAGUUGACACUAUCUUCAAAAGGAUUAAGCAUCAUACACUUUAUGAGCCAUCACGUUUAUCCAAGAGAAGAAGUGCAAAAAAUAGCCAGGCUCCAGCGGCAAAUGUGGUCCAGUCCUUUGUCCCCUCCAUUUUCUUCCAAGUUGCAAAACCCUAAAAACUGCCACUGCCGUUAUCAAAAAUAAACCUUGAUAUCCCUGCAAAUCAUAUGUAGUCAAAGUAAUCAUUACUGGUAAGCAGACGAGCACAGUCUCUGUGUCCACGUUAUUUAUUUCCAGUGCUCCAGCAAUAUUGUGUUAAUUUAUGUAUCAGUAGCUCCUGUUGUCACAUCAUGCCCCAUAUUCUUCAUAGAAAUAUGUUUAUUAUAUGAAUUUGGCAUAACUAAAAUGUAUUUUAUGCAAAAUGGGUCAUGUAAGUUGUCAUUGGAAAGGUUAUGAUUUACUGAAUAUGAUUAUCCUAUUUGUAUGCAUGAAUCAUUUCUGUAUCUGAAGUUAGGAAUAUUAGCUCUGUAUCAAUUGCAAAAGUGUUUGCAUCUGGGGGACGCCCACCAGACAGUAGGCAAUCAGCCUGAAUGGGCCAUUGGGAGAACAAUAAGAUUUUUGAAGAUACUAAUCUCCCGCCCUCCUGCGAAGUUACCUGGGUUGCUGUUUUGACUUUGCAGGGUCAUGUGAUCAUGUCCUCUGAUACUGGAUUCCAUCUUGGACUGCUGGUAUUUUCCACUAGGACAGGGUGGGGGUUGAACUGGGAAACAAAAGAUUCCCGCCAUAUGUUAAUCCUAUUUAAGGCUGGGAAGUGAGUCAAUCAAGGUUGCUGGUUCUUCACUGAAUCCCCACCCAGGAUGAGUGCUGGAAACACCUAAGAUUGACCUAGGGAGAAGGAAUGGGACCUAAGCUAAGAAAGAGUCUGGCCUGUGAAAAGGAAUACCUGAAACUCUAAGCUGCAAGCAGUGCAGUUUACCUUCAAGAAACUCCGCAACCUGCAUAAAACAACAUUUAGGGUGAGAAAUUACUAUUUGUAGCCAAUGUAUUAAGCCUAGUUGGCGUGUUUUGUUUUAUUUGCUCAGUAAUCUGCUUUACUCUGUUUACUAUCCCUUAUCACAU
Chrysemys picta bellii (western painted turtle) is the source of this 3121-nucleotide messenger RNA. Lineage: Eukaryota; Metazoa; Chordata; Testudines; Emydidae. The record is from RefSeq and is a predicted model, not a curated record.